GAACAUCUCCCGGGGAUGAGGAGUAAGAUUUUACCAUAUACAUCAUGUUGCCAGAGUUACAUAUAGUACAAUCUGAUGACUGGUUCCCUUUAUCAGGUAUUUCUGGGUAAACCUCAGGAUAGGGGAUAGCUAUCUGACUGCAGUGGGUCACAGUGCUGGAACACCAAUUAUCAGUCUGGGAAACAGAGCCUUCCGCCAUCCCUGAGAUAAAGGAUCACUUGUAUCCCUAGUCAAACCCCUAUAAGAUGUGUCUUAAGUGAAUUCACACACAAGAUUUGUUGCAGAACAUAGCCUUCCAGCAUUCUUCCUACACCAUCAUGGUCAUAUGAGUGAAAAAAAAUAAUAAUUUGGCCAUCCCAGUCUGAAUCGUGACUGUCAUCUAUUCACACAGACGGAUAGGAUUCCCUUAGACGCUGACUUGUUUAAUUGACUUCCUACAAAUCUGGACUGAGCACAAGGGUCUGUGAUGGGAACAUAAGAUCCAAGCUUUAUACAGAGGACAAGAAACAAGUGGCUCUGUUCUGUUCCCUGCACAAGUCAAACAGUUCGCUUGGUCUCCUGGCCUCUGAGCGCCCCACGCCAAGCACACCAGCCAGUCGGAUGGAUUAUCCUUGAAAGGAGCCGAAUAUACAGAGCCCGUGCGGUGCAUCAAGACAUUUCCCAUGUGUCCAUGGUGUCAUUCUCAUCUCAUUUAUUAUCCAUGGGAUCCAAAGGGUUACAGUACCACACAGGGGAGGAGACUGGUAUAGGAACAUGUCACACACAGAAGCCUUCUUGUGUUUCCAGCUUAUUACCAGUCAGAAGACAGAAGCUGAGCGGAUGUGAAGAAGACAACUUGAGGAUGUCUCCUGGACUUAUUAAAAAUGCCCUCUUAGCUGGUGGAUUUUUUGGGUACCUGUUGGCAGGUGCCAUGGUGUUUCAGAUGUUGGAACAAGGUGCGGAGACAGAGGUGCAGGUGAAAACAGAGCAGCACAGGUUGGACUUUCUGAAGAAUUACACUUGCCUUACACAUGAUGCCCUGGAACAUCUCAUUAAUGUUAUUGCAGAUGCAGUUAAACAUGGGGUAAACCCUUUACUAAAUGGAACUUCACAGAAGCAGACAAACUGGGAUCUCAGCAGCUCCUUCUUUUUUGCUGGUACUGUGGUAACCACUGUUGGAUAUGGAACUAUUGCACCCAAAACUGCGGGUGGACAGAUCUUCUGCGUGUUUUAUGCCUUAUUUGGAAUCCCCUUGAAUGUCAUUGUUCUUAGCCAGGUUGGCAAUAGGCUGUCCUGCUGUUGUAAAGGGCUUGGAAAGAGUCUGCACAGGAAGGGUAUGGAAAAGAGAAAGGCAAAAAUUGUGACAAUAUUAUUUUUCCUGGUGACUGGAGUUAUUGUCUUUUUGGCAAUACCACCAUUGCUCUUUAUGGUGACUGAAAAGUGGACAUACCAAGAAGGAGUUUACUACUCCUUCAUCUCCUUGAGCACAAUCGGCUUUGGUGAUUAUGUAGUAGGAUCUGGACCUAAAGGUACUCACCCAUUUGAAGGAUACCGGGCCUUGGUGUACUUUUGGAUCAUAUUUGGCCUUGCAUGGCUUUCACUACUGAUAACCUUAUUGACUUCACUUUUGAAAAAUACAGAAAAGAAAAUAGAAAAAGAUCUCCAGAAAAUAAGGAAUCACAAAAAAGAAAAACAUAACCAAGAAAUGGUCAUGGAACCACUGACCUCCUCAGGGCUAGCACUAAAUACAAAAGAAAAAUCAAUGGACAAAUCUUAGCUUUCUACUUAAAAAUCCUUUAAAUCUGUUUAAGCUUUUUCCAUGUAACAUUUCCAAUAGAAGCACCUGUGUUGUGUACAGUCAUGGCCGAAAAUGUUGGCACCCCUGAAAUUUUUCAAGA
Messenger RNA from Hyla sarda, 1877 nucleotides. Its product is annotated as potassium channel subfamily K member 16-like. Gene Ontology annotation, biological process: stabilization of membrane potential; potassium ion transmembrane transport. The transcript is spliced from 8 exons. The record is from RefSeq and is a predicted model, not a curated record. Gene Ontology annotation, molecular function: potassium ion leak channel activity. Gene Ontology annotation, cellular component: membrane. Lineage: Eukaryota; Metazoa; Chordata; Amphibia; Anura; Hylidae. Bases 671 to 1756 code for a protein of 361 amino acids.